Molecule: messenger RNA, 1659 nt
Organism: Dipodomys spectabilis (banner-tailed kangaroo rat)
Lineage: Eukaryota; Metazoa; Chordata; Mammalia; Rodentia; Heteromyidae
Gene: Snx11
Product: sorting nexin 11
Exons: 9
Coding region: 244-1167 (307 amino acids)
Biological process (GO): intracellular protein transport
Molecular function (GO): phosphatidylinositol binding
Source: RefSeq, a predicted model, not a curated record
GGUGGCGGGAAAUCCCCGCUCCAGGGGGCCCCCGCAGCCGCGCCUCCGGGAAACGCUCGCCACAGAACCCGUCCUGAGGGAGCUGGGCGUCCUGGGAUUGGUGUGUCCGGAGCUGUCUCCCGUCGUGCACCGGGGCACUGGCGACUCACCCGGAAGGAGAAGCCGGGAGUAGGGCUCUGUGGUGGGGCGCUGGUAGAGUCGCUGUGGGAUGCUGGUACUGCUCUGAGUUUGGCAAUUUACCAAAUGCCUGGAAAGAAAAGAGAAAACAAAAUUAUUUGGAGGAGGAGCCAGCCUGGAUCAUUUGUUGGCAGUACAUAUUGGCUGAAGUCAGUUUUCAUUUCAAGAUGUUUUCUUCCAGUGGGCUUUUGGAGUAGGAUGUCGGAGAACCAAGAGCAGGAGGAAGUGAUCACUGUUCGUGUUCAAGAUCCCCGCAUACAGAAUGAGGGCUCCUGGAAUUCUUAUGUGGAUUACAAGAUAUUCCUCCAUACAAACAGCAAGGCAUUUACUGCCAAGACUUCCUGUGUGCGGCGUCGAUAUCGAGAGUUUGUGUGGCUGAGGAAGCAGCUUCAGAGAAACGCUGGUUUGGUGCCUGUACCUGACCUUCCUGGGAAGUCCACCUUCUUUGGCAGCUCGGAUGAGUUCAUUGAGAAGCGACGACAAGGUCUGCAGCACUUCUUGGAGAAGGUCCUGCAGAGUGUAGUACUUCUGUCGGACAGCCGGUUGCACCUCUUCCUGCAAAGCCAGCUCUCCGUGCCUGAGAUAGAAGCCUGUGUUCAGGGCCGAAGCUCCAUGAACGUGUCUGAUGCUAUUCUUCGCUAUGCUAUGUCCAACUGUGGCUGGGCCCAGGAAGAGAGGCAGAGUGCCUCUCACCUGGCCGAAGGAGACCAGCCUAACAAUUGCUGCUUUCUUCCAAGAUCAGGGAGGAGGAGCUCGCCCUCACCACCUCCCAGUGAAAAGAAGGACUAUUUAGAAGUGUGGGCGCCUAUGGUUGAGUCUGAGGUUCCAUCUUUGGAAAGUCCCACACUGCCACCCCUCUCCUCACCGUCAUGCUGUGAUUUCACAAGAUCCGACAAGGGACCCUCCACUCCCCAACCUUCGAAGACCACGGUGGGGGACCAUGCUGUGCUUUUGGACCCUGAUGCACUAGACACAGUUUGGGAAAAGUGAGCUCUGCCCCAAGUUCUGGGUUCUACUUUGAGGUGGCCAGGUGAAGAUGCAGGCCAGGCGGGACUGGGCACAGGGCAGGUAGAGGGGAAGUUGGUCUGCUUAGCUUCUUGCAGUCACCUCUUGCUGAGAUCAGGUACACAGAGGUAGGCUGUGAUUGCUGCUCAUGCCUCCUCUAUAGGAAUAGAUGCUGAGCAGGCAUUUGUAAGAGACAAGGAGGGCCCACAUGCUACUGAUUCUGAAUCUGACUCUUUAUUUUCCCUCUCCUGGGAGCUGAAUUUCUUCAGGUGUGUUUAUAAGCUCAGGAGCACUACCAACUCAGGUAACUGAUUUUGGGGACCUGUAUGUGGCACAUUCUCAGCUGCCAUACUGAAUAUUGUCCCCACAGUAUGCUUGUGUAGCUGUACUCACGUUGUGGCUAGCUUCAGGGUUGUUGUUUUUUUUUGCCAGUCCUGGGGCUUGAACUCUGGGCUUGGACACUGUCCCUGAGCCUCU